GGUCUUCAUUCACUUUAGGGGACAAACUUCAGGAUUUCUCCUCCUUUCCAACGUCUGUCCCAGGAGAAUGACUGCAUUGUUUUGCCCUCAUUUUAUCAGAAAGUCCUCCCAUUCGGCCUCGCUACUAUUUCUCCUUCUGCUUGCUGGUCAGAGCAGUACAAUAGUGGCUGGUCCUGGUAGAGCAAGGGUAGGCCAGGAGGGACGAGCAAGGGCUGAGGGCAGGGUUAGAUCUGGAGUGAAGGACAAGGGCGGUAACAGUGUGAGUAUUGAGGGCAACACUGAAACUGGAUUUGGAGAUACUCAUGUCUCUAGACCAGGAGCUGCAGCAGGAGAGGAUGGUGCGGGGUGGGGGGAUCCUGGUACUGCUACUGGCAUCAGGUCCAUGCUUUCUAUGGGUGAAGGUGGACUGUGGGAACCCCGCAGUUCCUCUCGCUGUGUCCCUAUCCCGCCAGGCAUGGCCUUGUGCCAAAACAUCGGCUAUGACACCAUGAGGAUGCCCAACCUGCUGGGCCACGAGUCUCCAGCUGAGGCUGUACAACAGAGUGCCAGCUGGUUGCCACUACUUGCCAGAGAGUGCCACCCUGAUGCCCGCAUCUUCCUCUGCUCUCUCUUUGCACCCAUCUGCCUUGACAGGUUUAUAUCGCCUUGCAGGAGUUUGUGCGAAUCUGUACGGGACAGCUGUGCACCAAUCAUGAAUUGUUAUGGCUACCCCUGGCCAGACAUUCUGCGCUGUGACCAGUAUCCUGCAGACCAUCUCAUGUGUAUCUCCUCUAUCACCAACAGCACUGUUACCACAUGGGGACGUAGAGUGCCUCAGGCAAGCUGUCGGGAUUGUGAGCUGGAGGAGGCAACCUCUUCAAAAGAUACACUGGAGACCUUUUGUAAGAGUGAUUUUGUUGUGAAACUGCGUCUAACACGGCUCAAGUAUAGCCCAGUAAGCCUGUCUCAAUUCACGCUGGCGGCCAAACUGGACGUCCUGAAGCAUGGACCCCUGUUAGGUGGGCAGAUCCGCUCCCGCAUACAGCUGUGGCUGGAGAGGGAUGCCACCUGUGUAAGGAACAUGACACGACACAACCCACGAGGCGGGACCUUCCUAGUGACGGGUACAGUGCAGGGGGAGCGCCUGGUGGUCAACAAGGCUUAUCACUGGCAAAGACGAGACAGGAGCCUGAUGGUAGCUGCGCGCAAAUGGAAACAUCACAGAUGCAGGAGCUAGGAUUAAGUGCUAGGUUCAAACAUUAAAAAGAACUGAGAUGUGGAACAAGCAUCAAACAAAUAUGUAUACACAAAGGGUAGGCUUAGCAUUUAGAAUUUGACUGUAAAUUAUGCUCGGUCUAGUCUUUUUUAAAUCAUUUCCAAACUCGUCUGGUUAUGGAAGAGAUAAUAUGCUGUCAGUUGGUCACAAAGGAGCUCAUAAAGUACCAACAAUGUGUCUCAGCUGAGGACAAGAAAUAAAAGAUGUUUAAUAGAAAAUGUCAAAUGUACAUAUCUGUGAAUUUUAAGUAGAUACCACUGGUCUAUAUUUGUAUGGCUUUGAGAAAGAAUAAAUGUUGUGUUCUUAAUCCUAA
This is a messenger RNA of Etheostoma spectabile (orangethroat darter), 1568 nucleotides long. RefSeq names its product secreted frizzled-related protein 2. Gene Ontology annotation, molecular function: Wnt-protein binding. Gene Ontology annotation, biological process: canonical Wnt signaling pathway; non-canonical Wnt signaling pathway. The record is from RefSeq and is a predicted model, not a curated record. NCBI's taxonomy places the organism in Eukaryota, Metazoa, Chordata, Actinopteri, Perciformes, Percidae. Bases 68 to 1216 code for a protein of 382 amino acids. The transcript has 4 exons.